This is a messenger RNA of Drosophila albomicans, 5140 nucleotides long. RefSeq names its product GIGYF family protein Gyf (gene Gyf). Lineage: Eukaryota; Metazoa; Arthropoda; Insecta; Diptera; Drosophilidae. The record is from RefSeq and is a predicted model, not a curated record. The transcript has 9 exons. Bases 119 to 5002 code for a protein of 1627 amino acids. Gene Ontology annotation, molecular function: protein binding.
UGCAUCACAAGAGUAACGCAUAAGUAACAUUCAUCGCAAAGUUAAACUCGAGUUACUGGAAUACAUACGUCCCUUAUAUCGUGAAAACAUUAAGGAAACAUUUUAAGAGUUGAUCAAGAUGACAGAUUCAAUGAAAUUUGGACCGGAAUGGUUACGCAAUAUGUCAGCGGAACCAUCAGUUGUCGUUGGUAGCAGCAACAGUAUGUCUGCUGUGGUAGGUAACAACUCUGGAGGCAACAAUGUUGUCGGUGGUAUGAACAGCACAUCAGGACUAUCAUUACAUAGUACUGGCAGUGGCGGAGGAAAUCAAAGUCAUACGACUGCUGCGUCUCGUAAUUUGUUUCCUGAAUAUCGAUAUGGUCGUGAAGAAAUGCUAUCACUUUUCGAUCGAAAUUGUUUGUUACCGCAAAUAUUGCCAUCUUUUAAGAAGCUAUUCGUUGAGAAAGUGCAAUACCCGUUGGCACUCACUCCCAGCUCCGAAGAGGAAAUGAUGAAUAGUCAAAACUCGCCCGGUAGCAGCACUCGACCUGCCUGGCUUCAGCGUUCAGCCAGUGGUUUCGGCAUAUCAUCGCGUGGAUCUUCUAUAAGAGUGGGAGCCACAAUCGGCGAUCGAGGUCGAAUGCGUGGUAAAUCUAGCUAUCAUUCGAUAUAUCAGAGACCAAGCGCACUAUACGAUGAUAGCAGCUUGUCGACUACAGCAAUAAAGGCGGAUCGCAAUUGGAGUGAACGAAACGGUAUUGGAGAUUCAUCCGCUGUUGGUAAUCCAUCUAGUGGCAUGACCGGCAUAGAGUGGAACGGAACACCCUCUUCAAGUCCACGAAAAGAAUUUUCAAGCCAUAAUCGUAAUAUGGAAAAUUGGCGACGAAAUCGGAAUGAAGAUGGCUCAGGAGAUGCACCAACUUCUGGCAACUUAGUUGGCAUGGAAGUUGUAGGAUGGCGUAGUGGUGCCAACCAACAACGUUGGGGACGUUCGACCAGUUGGCGUGAAGAAGACGCAAUACAAAGUGGCAAUAUGGAUGGGUCUAGUUUUGUCGGGAGCACAGCCUCUAAUAUUCAACGAUCUAUUUCAACAAUCGGAACUAUUGGCACUGACCGUGCAAGCAACAAUACGAAGAUACCAGGAUUUACAUCUAAUGUUUCUGGUGCAAUGGUAGUAGCUGUAAAUCGUCAAGUCGGCUCAUCUAAGGCUUGUCAGUCCCAGUGGUCAGGGAACAAUCUAAAAAGUAAUGUUGAUGGCGAUGACAACUUGCCGGAAUGGGCAAUGGAGAACCCAUCUGAAAUAGGGGGAACUUUCGAUGCUAGUGGUGCUUUUCACGGCGAGAGUACAGAAUUUUAUGAACAAAUAAAAAAAAAUACAGUUCCAAGUAAACAAACCGAUUCUGAUACCAUAUCAACGUUGCCAAGGGAAUCUGAGAAUUUGCGAGGUGCGAAUGAUGAAGCAAUCAAUUCUAAAAACAACUGCCAAAUUCUAACGUCAAAAAACCAAGCUACAGACAGCGAGUCAAAUCCAAUUGUACAAGCUGAAAGCAUAAGGAUAGUAUCUCUUACUGGUGAUAUUACAAUCCAACAAAAAACCAACAACUUUAACAAAGAAGAAGCAAAACGGGAAAUACCUCGGGAAUCAACAUCAACGCAUAAAACUGUAUCUUCCAAUCUUGCCGAUAUUUCCGAACGCUUUCAGGAAGUGGCCAACGAGGUGGAGAAACUUAUCAAUGAUGAUGGUGGUGAGGCUGCUUCAAUCGUAUUAAAGCCAUCGACUACGCCGAGCAGUGGCAUCAGUACUAAUACCAGAUACGAAAUUCCAAACCAGAUAAAUGUUGCAGUUGAUGAAGGACAUCAACAAUUGCAGCAUCAAUUGCACCCGGAAGCUGCAACGAAAGCAAUGCUUAAUGAAUGCUUGUCAUCACAUAAACCUUUGCCUUUCGUAGAACAGUUGGCGAUGCAGCAUCAUCUUCAACAGCAUCAACUUUCGUCAGUACUACCACCACAUCUAAUUAAUGUAAAUCCAAAUGAUUUAUGGUUUUACCGAGAUCCCCAAUCAAAUGUUCAGGGUCCUUUUAGUGCGAUAGAGAUGACGGAAUGGUAUCGCGCCGGUUAUUUCAACGAAAAUCUUUUCGUACGUCGUUUUGCAGACAGCCGUUUCAGGGCUUUGGGUGACCUCAUCAAGCUAUGUCAAGGCAAUAUGCCUUUUACGCAUAGCCAUCUGCUGCCAACUCCAAUUGACUUGGAUAAUCUACAAAUUGCAUUGACGUCACGAAAGCCGGCAACGGCUUUAAAUCUGCCAUCAUUUUCAUUGGGCGAACAGCAACAUCACCGUGGUGAUGAACUCGAAUUAAAGGCUAGUGUAACAGCAGCUGCUAACUCGUUAAGUGCUGCUAUAAAGGGUCUUAACAUCAAUGUAAGUCCCAAUGCACAUAGUGUGGAUACAUCGCACAUGCUGACUAUGCGAUUUCAAAUGCUACAGGAUCAGUAUUUGCAACAUCAGGAAUAUCAAAUCCUCUCGGAGCUAUCGAAAAAUGAAUGUUUCCAAAACCUUGAUGCUGGGCAACGCGAAGCUAUUGUACGGAGCAAGGUACAGAUGUUGGUGCUACCUGAGUACUUAAGUAGUUUCAGUGGCUUAAGUAAUUCGCUGGCUGCUCUUAAUCCUAUAGCUGGCAAUCAAUUGUAUGAUGCAAUUGCCCAACAAGCCAAAAAGGAUCAACAGCAGCACCAACAAAUAAUUUUCUCAAAUAAUGUUGAUCAACGUCCGUUUCUGGAUGCCAAUGAUUUUAUAUUGAAUGCUCAAUUAAUGCAUCAGCAACAAACUCAAGAACAACAAAAAGUCACACCCGAUCAACAGGAGUCCACAAAUAAAGUAAAUGAAUUACCCAGUGCCGAUAUCGAUUUGUUGAACGAAUAUAAUUUGCGAAUGCUAUUACGUGGUCCAGCAAGCACUACAAAUAGUCAGCAGACACUUUCUUCAGUUGCGAAACCAAAUACAGGUGUUGAUUUCAUGUCCAAUGAAUCACAAUUGCUGGCAUCACAAAACAUCAUCAUGCCUAUGUGGCCACAGCAGAAUCAACCAUGGCCUGCUAUGCAUAAAAAUACAAAAGUCACUUUGUGGGAUGUUGCCACUUUAGAGGAGGAGCAAAAUCAACAAUUGCUUCAACAGCAACAACUAAAUGCUGCUUCCGAUUGCAGUGUAAACACUACUGUUAAUUUAGAAUUUGAAGCACCGCCGCAUCAUGUCAAUCAUCAGUUAAAAUUGGAUCCAGAGCUUGAGGUUACUGUCAAUCAAAAUGAAAAACGAACACAACAGAAGACAGUGUCUCUCAUAUCAGAGGAAAACAUUCCAAAUCGAAAGGAUCAAGAACCUACAAGACAACUUCAGCUAAAUGAAUCAAAUUUCAAACAAUCCUCCAGUAAACAGGAACAGCCAGUUAGUAAAUCACAACUAGAGGGAAAACUUUCAGAUGUUAAGAUAAACGAAGAUGAUCGCCGUAGGGAACAUACCGAAGAAAAGAAACGUCUUAAGGAAGAGCGGAAGCGCCAACAACAAGAAGAUGACAAACGACGUGCCAUCCUAGCGGAAGAAGAGAAAAUUCGACAACAACAGGAAGAAAAGGAACGUCAGCAACAAAUACAAGCUCAACGUCGCAAGGCUUUACUUGGAAAUUCUCAAGCUACUGCAGCUAUUGUGUCAGCCACAUAUACAACUGGCUCAGGUCAGAAAUCGAGCAGUGGCGCUAGAAUAGAUCACUCAGCAUCACGUCCACAAACUAGUUCAAUGGCUCCUUGGUCUUUGCAAUCAUCCAGUAUAAACACGGUUGCCCCAGGAUUGGCCGAGAUUCAAAAGGCAGAAAGGCGUGAGCGUCGUGCUGAUCUUCAGCGUCAACAAGAACAGCUAGAUAAGCAAAUUCGAGCUAACGCUGCUGCAGCAGCUGAAGCGAAUGAUGCACUUCUUAAGUGGCAAGCCUCACCGGCACCUGCACAAGUCAUGAACUUAGUUGAUAUUCAAGCUGAGGAAGCCAAGCGUCUCGCCAAUGAAUUAGUUGAGCAGCAACGACGCCAUCGAGAGCACGAACAACAUCACCAUGGGGCUGGCCUAUCAACAAACAACAUAGGUGUGCCUGGAGCUUUGUCUAAUAUCUGGGGCAGUGCUAAUAAAGCAUGGAGCGGUGGGUCGGUAAUAACUAACACAAGCUCAUCGGCAACUAGCAACGUUGCCUUGUGGGACGAUAUAACAGUUUCUUCAAUUGCAUCGAAAAGUGUGAGUACAUCUGGCACUUCUGCGCUCGGCACUGCUCAUCAAACAACUCACAAGCCGCAGCAUAUCCAAUCGCAGUCAAAGAAUUCGGCUGUCUUACCAAGCACGCCUCGUAAUUUACGCAAAAGUCAAACGUUGCCAGUCAUGCAGCCUCAUAAUGUAAUAUCAAAGAAUGUUAAGGCUCAAGUACAUCAGAUGGAAAAAACUAAGAUCAUUCAAAAUAAACCAACAAAUAAAGCAUCGUCAUCUGGAAAUGAGGAUAAAAAGUUGAAUUCCAAAAGUCAACAGAAUAGUAGCAGUGAUAGCGGUUUAUCUCUAAACAAAUCAAUAAUCAGUGAUUACGAAAACGAGUUCACUAUUUGGUGCAUGAAGAGUUUGGACAAUAUGUCCGCCAAAGUGGAUGUACCUACAUUUGUAACAUUUUUGCAAGACCUUGAAGCACCAUAUGAAGUCAAGGAUUAUGUUCGUAUUUAUCUAGGUGAAGGCAAGGAUUCCAGUGAUUUUGUGAAACAGUUUUUGGAGCGACGUAGCAAGUAUAAGAGCUUGCAGCGUGCACAAAAUGCACAUAAUGAUGAUAUGUGUAAACCGGCACCGGCUAUAACUCCAAGCAAUGACAAUAGCGAUAACAAGAACAAACAGAAGAAGAUAAAGAAAAGUAAGAUGACAAAAAUGGAUGCACGUAUUCUCGGAUUCUCUGUAACUGCCGCUGAAGGUCGUAUUAAUGUGGGAAGUCGCGAUUAUGUUGAUGGACCAUAACCCAGAAAUACCCUGAAACACAACAUUUGGAUAUUUUAAAAGCAGUUAAUUAUAAUGAAUAUAAAUUGAAAUGCAGAAUACUAUUGAAUGUGGCAAUAAAUCUGUUAUAAAUAAACGCAUACACUAUAUACAUACAUA